GUAAAUCACCAAAAAAUGACUUUAGCUGGGUUUUCACAGCCAGGGCCACAUGUUGUCAGUUAAAACGUACACGAUGCCAUUGUUUUAUAAUAUGUGUGGUAGAAAUAAUAAAAAAUAUGCAAUGAUAAUACAGGAACCAAACUCGCCCUCUGGAUAAAUGAGCGCCAUUAUACUCCUCGCCAAUAGACAGCGCUGUUUCACUUUGUAGUCCUGUUGCAAAAACUCAAAGGUCAUGAGGAAGUUAAUCGUAACAUUUGAACAGACCUGUGUUGUAGGAAAAAUGUCAGAAGAUUAAGUGCCUUAUAUAUAUAUAUAUAGAUAUAAUGUGAAACCAGCUGAAACUCCCUACACCUCUGAUACACUAUGGGGAUCUUUCAGAGGUUUGCAAGACUUCCUCUGAAGUCCACAUAUAUUUGGUCCCUGUGCCCACAGUACAGCACUGAUCUCACUACAGUAGACAGUGCUCUGAUAGUGCGCUCCAGCCAGCUGAUUCAGCAUCGCUGUGUGCACAGCAGAGUGAUGGGAGCCAGUCCAGGCAACACGGGUGCUGCCCCACCACGGUUACCCUUCUCCAGGGUCACACAGGAAGACCUUGCCUUCUUUAGAGCGCUGCUGCCUGGAAGAACCAUCACUGAUCCAGACCUGCUGAAGUCCAGCAAUGUAGACUGGCUUAAGACAGUGGAAGGUAAUAGUGAAGUACUUCUGAGACCCAAAACAACAGAAGAGGUCUCUCAGAUUCUUAGGCACUGUAAUGAGCGGAAUCUGGCAGUGUGUCCGCAGGGAGGAAACACAGGUCUGGUGGGAGGAAGCGUCCCUGUUUUUGAUGAGAUCAUCCUUUCCACUUCUUUAAUGAGCCAAGUCAUCACAUUCGACAACAUCUCAGGUAUCCUCACUUGUCAGGCAGGCUGUGUGUUGGAGAACCUGUCUAACUAUUUAGAGGAAAGAGGCUUCAUCAUGCCGCUGGAUCUAGGGGCGAAGGGAAGCUGCCAUAUCGGAGGGAAUGUGUCCACUAAUGCAGGUGGUCUCAGACUGCUGCGCUACGGGUCGCUUCGAGGGACAGUUCUGGGCCUGGAAGUGGUUUUGGCAGAUGGGCGGAUUUUGAACUGCUUGGCCACACUUCGCAAGGACAACACUGGUUAUGACCUCAAGCAGCUUUUCAUUGGCUCAGAAGGGACAUUAGGAGUCAUUACUGCAGUUUCCAUCCUGUGCCCCCACAAGCCUAAAGCUGUCAAUGUAGCUUUUUUAGGGUGCUCCAGCUUCCAGCAACUGCUGGAAACAUUUCAGCGUUGUAGAGGGAUGCUGGGAGAAAUCCUGUCUGCUUUUGAGUUUUUAGAUGCCUCCUGUAUGAGCCUUCUGGAGAAGCAUCUGAAACUCACCAACCCCAUCACAGAAAGUCCCUUUUACAUUGUCAUCGAGACCGCUGGAUCCAACGCAACCCAUGAUGAAGAAAAACUACACAAAUUCCUUGAGGAAGUCAUGACAUCAUCUCUAGUAACUGAUGGGACAGUUGCAACAGAGGCGACAAAAAUCAAGGCAUUGUGGUCUUUGAGGGAGAGAGUCACAGAAGCUCUGACACAUGAAGGCUACACCUACAAAUAUGACAUUUCCCUCCCAGUGGAAAAGAUCUACGAUUUAGUCCAAGACAUGAGGGGGCACCUUGGAGACAUGGCCAAGAAUGUUGUGGGCUAUGGACAUGUAGGUGAUGGAAAUCUUCAUCUGAACAUCACUUCGCCCUCUAAAGACCCCGCUCUACUGGCUGCCAUUGAGCCGUAUGUGUACGAGUGGACAUCCGAAUGGAAAGGCAGCAUCAGCGCAGAGCAUGGGCUCGGUCUGAAGAAGAGAAACUACAUUUACUACAGUAAACCCUCAGAGGCUGUCGCCCUCAUGGGCAGCAUUAAAGCCAUGCUGGAUCCUAAGGGCAUUCUCAACCCUUACAAAACACUGCCAGACAAUAUACAUUAAUAGUUUCUUGGUUACUUUAGAUGAAAAAUAAGGCUGUUUUUAUUUUGCCACAGUGUUAUUGUAAUACUGUCAUUGUAUUGAAUUGGACUGUAUUAGAUCAAACAGAUAAUACAAUAUGCAUAUUUUAUAUGUAAUCUCAAUUACAUCCUAUGCAUAUCUAUAGCUAACAACAUCAAACUCUCCCAACAAUAAAAUUCAGGAAAUAUGCAAAAUGAGGAGGUAAGUAGCUUAUGCCACUGUUGUUUUGACUUGUUGAAAUCAGUUGUUUUAAAAUAAUGUUACAAAAGUUAGGCAACGCUGACAUUAGCCAUAACUAUAUCUAUUCAUAAGAUAAGGUGUAACGAUUGAAACUAUUACUUGGAAAGGCUAUUUAUAGGCAAAUAGACCAAAGUACGAGCUGGUUUAGAGGUUGGUGUUGUUACCAACAUAAACUGUUUAGUGAGUCUAGUCAGUGCACAGCUAAUGUACUGCGAUGCUGUGCAAACUAUAUUGAUUCACGUUUUAUUGCGGGUAAUAACGCUUUCCCCUUUCCUUGCUAACUCUUUUCUUAGAGGUUACGAGCUACCUACACUACAUUAUAGUGAUGGGUGCUUUCGAAACACUGCUUCAUGAAGCUUGGAAACCUUUGCUAAUAAUUUGUGACCCU
Molecule: messenger RNA, 2608 nt
Organism: Sinocyclocheilus grahami
Lineage: Eukaryota; Metazoa; Chordata; Actinopteri; Cypriniformes; Cyprinidae
Gene: d2hgdh
Product: D-2-hydroxyglutarate dehydrogenase
Exons: 10
Coding region: 364-1962 (532 amino acids)
Cellular component (GO): mitochondrion
Molecular function (GO): catalytic activity; FAD binding
Source: RefSeq, a predicted model, not a curated record